CAAUACUUCCUGAUUUGUUGGCCUGGAAUAAUUAGCUACAUGAAUAGAUUAUAAAUUAUUAUUUUCCCAAAAGAAACUGAAACCUUUGGGCUUUAGAUGUGCGUCCAUUUAGGGUGCCAUUUUGGACAGUACUUCAAACGUGUCGCAUUUAAUCUAGUAUCCCAUUUUUCCCAAGAGAAAGGACCUAUUUUAUACAGUUUAUGGAAUGGACUCGCGAAUAGAUAUUACGGGAGUUGUAGUUUAAAAAGCAAUUUACCAUUCCACCGGCCAUGUAGUAACGUUGCCGUGGCAAGGAGCGAUUCGAGUUUCACUUACACCAGGACUGCCCAUCCGUUUUCCUGGAGAUCUAUCGUCCUGUGGGUUUUCAUUUCAACCCCAAUUUGGCACACCUGAUUCUACUAAUUGGCAGCUCAAAGAAAUCCCUAGCUGUUGAAUGAGAGAUGGCAGAGGAGGAGAAAGGGGAGGAUGUUGUUUCGGAGUUCCUACGCCAGAACCAGCACCUUGCAGAGUGGGUGGAGUCGCUAAGGGGUCACUGUGAGACCAACAAACAGUGGAACGCCAGACGAGAGUUCAUCCUGCGUAAUAUGGAGGCCUUUCCCACCAUACAUCCAGGCCAGCCUAGUUCCAGUCUGGACAGAUUGCUGUCUCUCUCCAUGGUGUGGGCAAACCAUGUCUUCCUGGGCUGCAAAUAUCCCCAGCCUGUGAUGGAGAAGGUUAUGGAGAUGGCAGAAGGGGUGGUUGUUCACGAGACUCCUGUCCGAAAAACAAGGGAUGAGAUCAUGGGAAAAGGAAAGAGGAGUGUCGCAUCAGACGGGGAGGCUGACGGCUCGCAGAAGAGGCUGAAGGCAGGGGGCAGCGACCCGGAAAACCGCGGGGCCGGAAGGGCCGGGGGACGCACCGGGGCUGCCGGGGCCCUCAAACCGGGGCCCCCGCCGCAGGCCGCGACAGAACACCAGCCUUUCUUCAACCGGCUGUACAAGACCGUGGCCUGGAAGCUGGUGUCGGCGGGCGGAUUCGGCCCGAACCUGGACCACUUCGAGAUCCUGCGGGCCUGCGUGGAGGCGGCCAAGGCCAGCCUGAGCUGCACGUUCGUGCCCCUGCGGGACAUCCCCGACCUGCCGGCCAGCCGGACCCAGCGGGAGGGCCAGGUCUGUGAGCUGCGCUGCCUCACGGUGUACAUGGGCACGGGCUAUGGGCGGGACGAGGACGCCGCCCGCGCCAUGGCCUCCAAAGAGGCGCUGAAGAUCUUCCAGGGCCGCAAAGUGACCGUGCGGGUCUGCCGGCGGCGCUUUCGCGGGCAAGACGUCGAGGACCUGGUGCUCCACGACGAGCAGACCAGGAGCUCUGGCCUUCCCCCUGCACUCAGCUACCCCUUCCAACCAGAGCCCUCCACUUCUGUGUCCUAGCCCCGCCCUGCGAUACCCCCGCUACAGCCUAAAUAGAAUAUGGGCACGGCCUUGCCACGUUCUGCAAGGGUGAGAUCAGGCAUAGCUACAGCCAGCCAAGAGAGUGCUAUUGGCUGCUGAAAACAAUGAGCGACUCCUAUUGGUUGCUUAGUGCAGUGAUUAAACUGUACCCAAAGAAAUGGUGAAGGGUCACAUUCAGGGAUUUUCUGGUACCAAGAGUAGAAAUUAAUAGAUUUUAUUAGAAUGCAGCUGGACAGGAUGAAAAUGAGCUGUUUGGAAAGAGCUUUCCUGUACAGUAACAUCGGCAGGUAUUCAUGCAGCUGACCAAAUAUUUAAAGGACUGAUAGUUCCUUAAUUCCCUCUGUACACAGCUGUGCAGCUGAGAUUAAGCAGUUUGUCACACAUGUAUGGUUGCUCUGCAUUAGUCUGAAAAUUUGCAUUUAUAAAUGUAUUGCAAAGUUUGUGUAUUUUUUAUGACCAGCAAAGUUAGAUGAUCUUGUCCAAGUACAUGUACACCAUGAUAAAUCUACAAAACCUGGACAAUUAGAUACUAAGCUAGUUGUAAGACAUUGGUUAUGCAGACUGCAGUGUAUAAUGGUCAUUGUGAAAGAGAGAGUGUGUGGGCAUAUGUGUGAAAGCUGGAGGGAUCAUAUCUUAACACAAAAGGGCAAGAAGUCAGUGCACACAGCAAUAGCACUCACUGCAUCUUUUUCAGUUCAUAAGAUGAUGGGAAUUUGAGUUCAAAUUUGCAUUUAUAAAAUGUUCCUAAAGUUUUCUUUUUGCAUGUUUCUGAAGGAAUUCUGUGAACUUGGUUAAGAAGUGUGCUUCAUUUGAGACUGUUUGUGUGACAAAUGGUGAGUCUUUUUCUGAAUGAGUUUUUGAUGUCAUGGGGAAAGUACAGGCGCGCAGUUCUCUCGCCUGUCUUCCUAAUGUUAGAAGGUGCACUCGGGAAAACAUUGUUUUCUGCUGUUCUUUUCAGUGUGUACUGUAGACUGCUGUGUUUUGCUUUCUGAUUAGAAUUUUUUCACAGUGAAUUUAACCCCCCUGCUUUGUGGUGUUGUAUACAUAAAAUGGGUUCAAUAAUGUUUUGCUUUGGUUUCAAGCUAAAAUGAGGGGAAAGAUGGUGGUGUAGUUAAGAUAUAAGAAACAGAUGUGCUGAAGUGUAUGUGAGAGGCUUAACCCACACGACUGUGCAGUAGGUUACGCCCUUGCCUCGCGCCUACGCCUGUGCGUGUUUGUGUGCGCUUGUGGUCCAUGGUCACACCCCUCUGUGCACUCAUACAGGCGGUGUUCUCUGCGUUCACAUCUCUGAACACUUCAGGUCUUUUAUUUUGCUGGUGUUGUCAUUGAGCAGAGCAGGGCUCAGGCAGAGUUUGUCUGUUUGCUGUGUAAACCUGCUGUAGUUUUCCUCAUGCUCUGUAUGUCAUGUUCAACAUGCCAAUGUGUAAUCACAUAACCAUAUCACUGCACAGUACUGUACACUGCACACUUUGCUCCUGUUUCUAUAUUUUGUAAAUAAACUGUUUAAAAGAU
Messenger RNA from Anguilla rostrata (American eel), 2939 nucleotides. RefSeq names its product CDKN2A interacting protein (gene cdkn2aip). Gene Ontology annotation, cellular component: nucleolus; nucleoplasm. NCBI's taxonomy places the organism in Eukaryota, Metazoa, Chordata, Actinopteri, Anguilliformes, Anguillidae. The record is from RefSeq and is a predicted model, not a curated record. Bases 441 to 1406 code for a protein of 321 amino acids. The transcript has 5 exons.